AUGGGCGUCACUGCUGCCGCGCUUCUCAACCGUCUUGUCCAAAGCGCCUCCCGCUACCGAGCUGUCCAGAAGCCGAAGAACCUCCCUGCCGGCGCCAGCGGCGCCGCCGGCAGAGAUCCCCACAUUCACAGCACGGAAAUCCUCUCCCAGAUCGACUCCGGCAACCUCCAGAAGUCUGUGGCUCUUCUAGCCGCCUCCCCUAUCGCCUUACCCCCUUUCUUCUACCUCCGCCUCUUGCAGCUCUGUUCCGCCAAGUCCGCCCUCGUCGAGACGCGGAAGGUCGAGUCACAUCUUGUCAUCUUCAAUUCCUCCCCGUCCACCUUCCUCUUGAACCGUACCAUCGAGACGUACGCUAAAUGCGGCGGCCUCAGAGAUGCGCGGGAGCUGUUCGAUGAGAUGCCUCGCCGGGAUGGCGGCUCAUGGAACGCCAUGAUCGUGGCGUAUUCCCAGGCGGGACGUGCCGCCGAGGUGAUUUCGUUGUUUUCGAUCAUGAACGGUGCCGGGGUUUGCGCGAACGAGAUCACCUUCGCCGUUGUUCUGAGUUCCUGCGGGAACGCUCUGGAAUCGUUCCUCGCGAAACAGAUCCACGGCCUCAUCGUGAAGCAUGGUUUCUACCACAACGUGAUCUUAGUGAGCUCGCUGGUGGAUGUUUAUGGGAAAUGCCACCUGAUUGACGAUGCGAGGAGAGUUUUCGAUGAGAUCAAGUCCCCGAACCUGGUCUCCUGGAACGUCAUCGUCCGCCGGUACCUCGAGGCAGGAAACGGAUCGGAAGCACUGACAAUGUUCUCCAGGAUGAUCCGAGAAGGUUUCAGGCCGAUGAACUUUACCUUCUCCAAUGCCCUAAUUUCUUGCUGCAAAAUCAUGGCGCAGGAAGAGGGGCGACAGAUCCAUGUAGUCGCCGUGAAGUGGGCUCUAGACGAGGACGACGUCGUCUCCGCUUCGUUGCUCGAGAUGUACGCCAAAUGCGGCCUUCUGGACGACGCCCGCCACGUCUUCCAUCUCCAUGGCCCGAGGAACGUCUUCACGCAAACAUCGCUUGUAUCUGGGUACGCCAGGCUGGGGAGAGUACAGGACGCAGAAUAUCUCUUUGAGGAAAUGCACGAGCGGACCACGGUCUCCUGGAAUGCGCUCAUGGUGGCCUAUAUCCGGUCCCUUUCCUGGGAGAAAGCCUUGGAGCUCGCAAAGAGGAUGGUGAGAGAAGCCGGGGUGAUUGAGAUGGACCAUGUCACCACAGGUCUGGCUCUUAACCUCUGUGCCGGCCUCUCUGAUUCAUAUCUCGGCAGGGAAGUCCAUGGGUUUGCUUAUCGCCGCGGUUUCUUCUCCAACCAUCUCGUGGGGAACUCCCUCCUGGACAUGUACGGAAAAUGCGGGUGCUUGAGGAGCGCCGAGCUCAUGUUCAGCCUCAUGGCGUCCUCUCGGGAUGUGAUUUCCUGGAAUGCUCUUCUCUCCAACUACGCCCGCCAUGGAAGGAGCGAAGAGGCCCUGGGCAUCCUCAGCAGGAUGCAGGCAGAGACGACCCCGAGCAAGUUCACUCUGAGCGCCGCUCUGGCCGCAUGCUCGGACAUACCCUCCCUCGAGCAAGGGAAGCAGAUCCAUGGCUACCUGCUCAGGCGCCGCUGCGAGAGCGACGUCGUCGUCAGAGGCGCUCUGGUGGACAUGUACUCAAAAUGCCGGCGCCUGGAGUACGCCAGAAAGGUGUUCGACGAAAAGGGUCCGAGGGACGUGGUGCUAUGGAACUCCAUGAUCUUGGGGUACGCCUACAAUGGCCGCGGUGGCGACGUCCCUCACCUUUUCGAGUCGAUGCAGGCGGAGGGAAUCUCAGCAGACGGCAUCACAUUCGUUGGAGUCCUCCAAGCAUGCGCCAGCAGCGGCUCGGUCGGCGCCGGGCGCGAGUACUACAAAUCCAUGAGCGAGAUCCACUGCCUUAUGCCAUGGAUGGAGCACUACGAGUGCAUGAUCGAACUACUGGCCAAGCACGGGCGGACGGGCGAACUCGAGGAUUUCAUUCGUCAGAUGCCGUUCGAGCCCACCGCCGCCAUGUGGGCGAGAAUCUCAGACUGUCGCCAGAUGCAACCAUGA
Messenger RNA from Spirodela intermedia, 2079 nucleotides. Lineage: Eukaryota; Viridiplantae; Streptophyta; Magnoliopsida; Alismatales; Araceae. The record is from the annotation of a GenBank genome assembly.